Phaedon cochleariae (mustard beetle) is the source of this 1856-nucleotide messenger RNA. Lineage: Eukaryota; Metazoa; Arthropoda; Insecta; Coleoptera; Chrysomelidae. The record is from the annotation of a GenBank genome assembly.
CACAGCUCUGUGAAUUUAUUUUCGUUAUAUCGCGACUAUAUUGCGAAUCGUAACUACAACAAUAAAAAACUCCAUAAUUCGAAAAUAAUCGAUAGAUUAGUGCUAGAAAGACUAUGAGAGCGGAUUAGUUGGUGGAUUAGCCUAGAGUGUCAUGAAUUUUGUUUAUAUGGCAACUAGCAGACCAUUCUACUAUCACUCGACCCGCCGACAACACUGACAGCGUCCCUGCUAUCGGUAUGAGCUGGCAACAGGACCUGACCCCUCUUGAUCACGAUUCCUCUGGCAGGCCUCUCUAUUUCUCCGAUGCAGACAUGGGUGACUCCUCCCUGGAGGAAGGAAUGACCACCAACCUUACUCUGGAACAGUGCAGAGAACAGUACAAGGGUCGGACAGAGUUUCUCGCGAGUACUCAUCAUCAAGACGGCUUCUGUAAGGCGACCUUUGAUCAGGUUAUCUGCUGGCCUCCAACGCCGCUGAACGAGACUGUGGUGGUGAAGUGCUUUUCCGAACUGUUCCAUGUCAAGUACGAUGAUACACAAAAUGCGACUAGACAGUGUCUGCCGAAUGCGACAUGGACCAAACCGGACUUCUCGAGGUGCAAAGAAAUCGUUUCAAUGUCUGACGACGUGGAAAUCCACAAGGCAAUUUACUUCGCAGGAUAUACCUUGAGCCUUCUGUUUCUACUUGUAGCAAUAGGAAUCUUCACACAUUUCAAAGAAUUACGAUGUUUACGAAAUACAAUACAUAUGAACCUAAUGUGGUCCUAUAUGCUAACGUACUGCAUGUGGAUUCUGACAUUAAUAUUGGUCAAGUUUGGGUACAACUUAUCAAUUUUGUGUGUCUUCGAUGUGAUGCUUCUGUAUUAUUUCCACAAUACCACAUUUUUUUGGAUGUUUGUCGAGGGUCUCUACCUUUAUAUACUCGUUGUGAGGACCCUGACUAGAGAAAACUUCAAGCUGAGGGUCUACGUAUGCAUAGGAUGGGGACUGCCUUUGAUCUUCCUGAUCAUCUGGGGAGUGGUGAAAAGCUUCGUCCCGGUCGGUAGCGAAUCAGGAAGUUCAUUUUUCUUACAGUGUCGAUGGUUCUCCUACCAUGACAUCGAUUGGAUCUUCCAGGUCCCCACGCUCGUAGUCCUCCUACUCAACUUCAUCUUCCUCAUCAGCAUCAUGUGGGUGUUGAUUACCAAACUGAGGUCGGCUAACACUUUGGAAACACAACAGUACCACAAGGCUGCCAAGGCUCUACUUGUACUUAUGCCCCUCUUGGGGAUACAGUAUGUCAUCAUGGUUUAUGCGCCCAAAUACAAGAAGUCUUCAAUCGAUGUUUUCGAAUUAGCAAGAGCUAUUCUCAUAUCUACGCAGGGAUUCACAGUGGCGUUGUUCUAUUGUUUCCUGAACACCGAGGUACAAAACGCCGUCCGACACCAUUUCAACAACUGGAAGACGAGAAGAUCUUUGGGUCCCAGUAGGCUGAGAGCAGGCAGCAGAAGCAGAGAUUGGUCGCCACGGUCUAGGACUGAAAGCAUACGGUUAUACAGUCAACCAACGAAUUUGUACCACAAAAGAGAAUCCUGCACCUCCGACAUCACCACCACAACAGUGAUAACAGUGAAUGGAGGAACUUCCAAACCUACCAACGGCACGACACAUGGCAGAGGAUCUUUCCUGCAAGCACCCAGAAAUAGUUUGGUGGGAAACGUGUGAACUCAUUUCGUGUGAAUAAAAACGGGAUCAAUGUUUAUGUGUCUCUAUAGUUUAUGUCUUGAAGUAUCAUUGUAGUCACCUGUAUUGUCUGAAAUUUCAUUGUGUUCAAAGAAGGUACCUAUGUAAAUGUCGAAAUUGUCAUUUUCAUUAAAC